This is a messenger RNA of Musa acuminata AAA Group (dessert banana), 1155 nucleotides long. RefSeq names its product transcription factor bHLH106-like. The record is from RefSeq and is a predicted model, not a curated record. Lineage: Eukaryota; Viridiplantae; Streptophyta; Magnoliopsida; Zingiberales; Musaceae. Gene Ontology annotation, molecular function: protein dimerization activity; DNA-binding transcription factor activity. Bases 100 to 834 code for a protein of 244 amino acids. The transcript has 2 exons. Gene Ontology annotation, biological process: regulation of DNA-templated transcription.
UUCUCACUUCUCAGUGCGACCACCGCAGUCUUGGAUCGACCACUUCUAUAUAUAUGUCACCUCUGCGGAGAAUAAAAUCCGACCUUUAGAGCUUCCCACAUGUUCCCAACGAUGCCGGCGGGCCGAGCAGGGAGGAGCGACCUGCAGGCAGAGAUGUUGAGCGGCUUGCCUGAAUAUUUCAUGGCGUCGUUUUACCCCCACAUGGAGAUGGAGAUGGAGAUGGAGACGGAGAUGGCGAUGAGGGAUGAAGCCGUCGAUGCUACAAGGAUGGAUCGAGCUCUCGUCGCGUCCCGGAACCACAGGGAAGCCGAAAGGCGACGCAGGGAGAGGAUCAAGUCCCACCUCGAUCGCCUGCGUACCAUCCUUGCCUGUGAUCCCAAGACGGACAAAGCAUCCCUCCUGGCCAAGGUCGUGGAGCGCAUGAAAGAUCUGAAGCAACGGGCUGAGGAGAUCACCGAGGCACAGUGCUUCCCAUCUGAAACCGACGAGAUCGUCGUGCUCCCCUCCUCCGCCUCCAUCAGUGGCCAGAGAUCAGUGUUCGAGGCUUCCUUCUGCUGCGAGGACAGGUCCGACCUUCUGCCGGAGCUCAUCGACACCCUCCGAUCGCUCCGCCUAAAGACUCUGCGAGCCGAGAUCGCGACGCUUGGCGGAAGGGUGCGCAACGUCCUCAUCCUCGCCAAGGAGAACGAGGCGUCCGAGGAGGAGGAGGAGGAGGAGGAAGAGGAUGAGCCCGGUGGCGCCUUCCUGAGGGACGCUCUCCAGGCUCUGGUGGACCGACCACAUCCGGCCGAGCGUUGCAAGAGGCGCCGUCUCGUCGACCAGGAUUCAACCUAAGAGUUCACUUUUGGUUACUCGAUUCAUGGUUUGGUGUGGCCUGUCAGGUUUUAGGGUUGUAACCGAUGUUGUGAGCACGAAGAUAAAGAAGAUGAGCUACUUUGUUGUAUGGCGUUAAUACAGUCUAACACAUGAGAAGAAAACGAUAAUGGAAUGUCCAGUGGACAUGUGUUGUUAAUGGCCUCUCAACUUUGACUUUAAUGGUGUGUAUGUGUGGAAUUAACGGAGAAGAAUGUAAGAGUGGGAGCUGUAGAGAGAUGGCUAAAGUCUCCUCUAUGCACUAAAGAUGGAGGAUAUCUUUCUUCUUCUUCUUCUUCUCCA